This is a messenger RNA of Periconia digitata, 553 nucleotides long. The record is from the annotation of a GenBank genome assembly. NCBI's taxonomy places the organism in Eukaryota, Fungi, Ascomycota, Dothideomycetes, Pleosporales, Periconiaceae.
CGUAACCUUGCAAGCUGGCGGACUGACGAACAUGUCUGGCUGCCCGGCCCAGGUCCACCCAUCAGCUCCCUGGGCUCCCUGGGCUAGCUGGGCAAGGAGGUAUUGGCCGCCGCCAUUGACCAUGAUUGCUGUCCACGCCCCGGCGCCGGACGCUUUGACCCGCCUACCGUUUGCUCGGAGUCGCGUCGCUCAACGGCCAAUGAGCUGUCGACGGCCCAACGGGGGGCUCCUCUUGCUUGCUUGCUUGCUUACCCAGCAAUGUGGGACUGGACGACUGAAGGAGUGAAUUGUAUGCCUUUGUAUAGCAUCGCAUAGCGCACACAUGGAUGGAGGAGGGGGGAGCAACGCUGGUAGCCUAAUGUUGGCUGCUACCCUACCUUCCCUUCCCUUCCCUUGCCCUGCCCUGCCCUAAUGAACUGGGCACCCUAUGUGUUGCAUCCGCUCUUCUUACACCAGAUGCGAUACCUACAUACCUAGGUAUGUACUUGUAAAACACUGCAAACACAAUCAGUUUCCAACCUGCAUGAUACACCUGAUGAAGAGUGAUGAACAG